AGACGGAGUGGAGUGGUCUCGGUGAAUGGUUUUGUAAACGAUUAGUCAAUAUUUGCACGGAGCAUCUGCCCGGUCGAUAUAACCUGGAAGGCUGCUGUCUGGCACCACUUCUGCAAUCUAUCAGUGCCCACAGUCCAGGAUGUAUCAGCUGUUGACUGUGACCACGCUGCUCAGUGCCGCCCUGGUGUCCGGAGCCGUACCCAAGUGUGACCAGACUAUCACCAGUCAACUCGCCUCCCUCCACCCCAACGGCAUCCCGCAGAAUAUAAUUGGGAACUUGUUGAGUAACGGUCCGUACUCAUACGUGGUGGUGUCGACUGUCGAGACCUCGCUCUUCGGCAUCACAACACAAUGUAUCGGGAUCACCAUGAGGGACAGUGAUACUGCCGCGGUCAUCUACAAGUUCCCCUUGUUGACUCCUAUAAGUUUUAGGUUUGACGUGAGAGAAGACAAUGGAGUUCUUGUUCAGACUGAUGGGCAGGAGUACAAACUGUACGUGCUGUAUCUCGAGGCAGGCGUGAUAGUGACUUACCGCUGCUGUGACGCCUGUACAGCGACAGGUCCCAACGUGGGUAUCGCGGUCUCUGAUAAACAGAAGAACUCCUCAGCUACGAAGACCGCGCUUGCCAACGCGAAGGCUCUGCUGAAGAAGUUAAACCUCGACUCUGAUGUCGCCACUUUGAGAAGUUGCUCUUAAAUGUUAUUUGUUGUGUAUUAACCAAUAAAUACGGUAUAACCAAUCAAUA
Messenger RNA from Homalodisca vitripennis (glassy-winged sharpshooter), 746 nucleotides. RefSeq lists its product as uncharacterized. Lineage: Eukaryota; Metazoa; Arthropoda; Insecta; Hemiptera; Cicadellidae. The record is from RefSeq and is a predicted model, not a curated record. The coding region runs from base 140 to 697 and encodes 185 amino acids. The transcript has 6 exons.